CACCGCGGCGCCGUUGGGAAUACAGAUUCCCAGGCCCGGAUUCAGAGCCGAACCUGGCCGGGUCAUUGUAAAUAAGGUUCCACGUGAUUCUCAGGCUCGGGCAAGCUCGGGCCACAGACCCGUCUUCGGGAAGAACCCCACUGGGGAGGAAGUAAACACCUGGGGGGUGUGGGUUGGCCUUCUCGCUGCUCCCUGUAAGACACAGUUCACCUGGUGCGAGGAGGGGCUCCCCCUCCCCUCGGGCCUCACCGAAGCCCCAGCCAGUCUGAGCACGAACCCCAAUUAGCGCACUCGCCCCCGCCCGCGUCCCCGCGGGACCGCGCCUCGCUCACCUGCUGGGCGGCGCCCGCGCGCGCGUCGGCCCUGAGCCUCCUCCUGUGUGGCCUUAGACGCGGGGUGGCGCUGUGCGGCCCAACGGAUUCCUGGACUCCGCCACCCGAAGCCAAAACUUUCAGAAUCUGUGUAUUUAAUCGGGUUCUCCAGGACACUGCCGUUGGGGGCUCCCUGGCCUCGUUUACAUUUUAACUUCGCCUGUACAGCCGAGGUUGGGAAUCACGAGGAGAGGUCGUGCCUCGCAGCCGGGGCUGCCUCUCCGGACGACUUGGGGAGCUUUCAAGACGACAACCCCAGCGCCCGGGCUUCCGUCCGGGCCAAUUAAGCCCGAAUGUGAAAGCGCGGCCCGUGUAACAGCAGCCGCCCAGGCUCCGCCCGGGAGCUCGGGGGGGCCCCCCCACCCCAGACCCACUGAGUCAGAAUCUGCAUUUUAACGAGAUCCCCAGUGAUUCCCGCGCACAUUAAAGUUGGAGGCGAGCUGUGCUUCUGAAAUUUUAAUGGGCACACGAAUCACCUGGGGAUCUUGUUAAAAUGCAGACAUGGUUUCUCAAACUUGAACGCGCGCAAGAAUCACCUGGGGAGCUUGUUAAAAUGCAGAUUCUGAAGCGGCGAGGCUGGGGUGGCGCCCGAGCUUCUGCAUUCCCGACGAGCUCCGGGUUGGUGCGGGUUGGUGCGGGCGGCGAGGCCCGGGACCACGUUGCCCCAGGACCCCGAGGCCUUGGCUCUGGGCCAAUCAGCCGUCAGGACUCGUGAUAAAUCGCCCUGCUCCGCUUCGGAGCAGAAUUGCCAAGACAUGCGCGCUCAGGCCGAGGGGGUGUAAUUUCCGAACUCCGGGAAUUGGCUGCAUCGAGUAGGCCACUCGCAGGGACUUGCCGGGAGCCAGGAUCGUUACGCCAUGUCGCGGCGCAAGCAGACGAGGCCCCAGCACCUCCACUGCGAGGAGACGCAGCCUGCGCUCCAGGAACCGGCGGAGGCGGCCCGCGAGGUGGCCGGGGGGCCAGCCUCGGAAGCAGAUCAUGGUGCUCCAAAACCAACGUGCCCCUCCACGGACAACAGUGAUGUCCAGAAAGCCCCAGUCGCGGCCCCUCCCUCCGAGUCCAAGGAGCAGACAGCCACCCUGGGAGAGAGGACGUUCAACUGUUGCUACCCAGGUUGCCACUUCAAAACUGUGCAUGGCAUGAAAGAUUUGGACCGCCACCUACGAAUCCACACAGGAGACAAGCCCCACAAGUGCGAGUUCUGCGACAAGUGCUUCAGCCGCAAGGACAACCUGACCAUGCACAUGCGCUGCCACACCAGCGUGAAGCCCCACAAGUGCCACCUGUGCGACUACGCCGCCGUGGACAGCAGCAGCCUCAAGAAGCACCUGCGCAUCCACUCGGACGAGCGGCCGUACCAGUGCCAGCUGUGCCCCUACGCCAGCCGCAACUCCAGCCAGCUCACCGUGCACCUGCGCUCCCACACAGGGGACACCCCCUUCCAGUGCUGGCUCUGUAGCGCCAAGUUCAAAAUCAGCUCGGACUUGAAAAGGCACAUGAUCGUGCACUCGGGGGAGAAGCCUUUCAAGUGCGAGUUCUGCGACGUCCGCUGCACCAUGAAGGCCAACCUCAAGUCCCACGUCCGCAUCAAGCACACCUUCAAGUGCCUGCACUGCGCCUUCCAGGGCCGGGACCGGGCGGACCUCCUGGAGCACAGCCGGCUGCACCAGGCCGACCACCCCGAGAAGUGCCCCGAGUGCAGCUACUCCUGCUCCAGCGCGGCCGCCCUGCGCGUGCACAGCCGGGUCCACUGCAAGGACCGCCCCUUCAAGUGCGACUUCUGCAGCUUCGACACCAAGCGGCCCAGCAGCCUGGCCAAACACAUCGACAAGGUGCACAGGGACGAGGCCAAGACGGAGAACCGGGUGCCGCAGGGCGGCGAAGGGCCCCGGGACAGCGGCGCCCCGCACGUGGCCAAGAUAGUGACGCAGAGGGCCUUCCGCUGUGAGACCUGCGGGGCUGCCUUCGUCAGGGACGACUCCCUGCGGUGCCACAUGAAGCAGCACAGCGACCAUGGCGAGAACAAGAACUCGGACCUGGUCACCUUCCCACCCGAGAGCGGCGUGCCGGGGCAGCUCGGCGCCCUGGUCUCCGUGGGGCAGCUGGACACCGCCCCGGAGCCCAGCCAGUGCCUCUGACUCGUGCAGAGAGGGCGGGGAGCUGUCCGGAACUCCGGCAGAUGCUGCUGCCCGGACCUUCGGGUGAGACCAUCAAGCCGGACUUCAGUCACCAGCUCAGGGCACGGCUGCCCGUGCUGCGCAGGCCGCCAGAGGCCGUGGCCGCAGCCACUGUGGCGUGAGGGCAGGCGCCACAGCAGCGCCACGGAGGCACCGCUCCACGUCGCCAUCCCCCCCCACCCAGCGUCACCUGAGCACAUCGACCGGUUGUUCUGAGUGGGGGCCCACUGAGUACCACUUGCCCCAGAGGGGAUGGCAUCUUCAGGAUGGACUGCUGUGCCAAGCCCGGCCCCCCUCCGGUGCAGGUGUUAAACUGGCCGGGCCACGCGGGCACCAGAACGCCACCCACCUGUACAGCGGGGAAGGCUGGGAUGGGGCCGGGUCCUGGGCAGGGUCUAGUUCUAACCCGGGGGGCAGUUGUGAGAAUGUUCGCCUUACACGUCUUUGUGUGUGGUCCCUUUUGUCGGUUGUCUUGUAACAAAAAGGCAAACUCCUCUGCAGAAGGAUGUAGCAGAACACUCCCGUUUCUCCCCCAGACAGGGUGUGGUGCGCUCCCUCCCUCCCCGCCCACCUCUCUGCUUCUGUGGUUACAACCACAGGCAGGGCUUCUCCCUGUCUCAGCGCUGCGACCAGAAAUGCGGCCUGACCUGUAGGUGGCAGCAAAGAUCCAGCUAACACAAGCUCACCCUGUCACUGUGCCCUGUGAGACUCAAGGUGUGUCGCUUGUAUUAGUAAAGCAGACUAGGGGCCCCACCGGCCCUGGGCUUGGUUCUGGACCGGCGCUGGGUGGGACAGCCUGAGACCAGCGUCUUUUGCCAUGGUAAGCACGUGGUGUUUACUGAACCAGCAAACAAGCGAAAAUCCAAACCUCUUCUUGUAAGUGUGCAUUUGGCUUGACUUGGGAGGCUGUGGCGUGGCAGUGGCUUCAUAAUCGGUCCAGACUUGCUCUGUUGGUUCUACUUCGGCGUCUUUUCAAAUACAGUCUCUGUUUAAUACAAA
Molecule: messenger RNA, 3547 nt
Organism: Phyllostomus discolor (pale spear-nosed bat)
Lineage: Eukaryota; Metazoa; Chordata; Mammalia; Chiroptera; Phyllostomidae
Product: zinc finger protein 64-like
Exons: 5
Coding region: 1229-2509 (426 amino acids)
Biological process (GO): regulation of gene expression
Cellular component (GO): nucleus
Source: RefSeq, a predicted model, not a curated record